Molecule: messenger RNA, 576 nt
Organism: Ipomoea nil (Japanese morning glory)
Lineage: Eukaryota; Viridiplantae; Streptophyta; Magnoliopsida; Solanales; Convolvulaceae
Exons: 1
Coding region: 1-576 (191 amino acids)
Source: RefSeq, a predicted model, not a curated record
AUGGCACAAGAGUAUAUGGACUUGGCAUGUAGUGAAUGUAGGAGUAUAUUGAAGCAUAUAGAUCUGGGCAGAUUCACAAUCCCAUGUUUUAUUGGAGGCCGUAUGAUAAAAAGGUCCCUUUCUGAUCUUGGAGCUAGUGCUAAUGUUAUACCGCUAUCACUGUGUAAGAAGUUGAAUUUGGAAGAGCCUAAACCUAUCAAACUUACAUUGCAAUUUGUUGAUCAAUCUACAACUCGCCCAAUUGGAAUUCUUGAAGAUGUCCCAGUUCGCGUGGACAAAUAUUUUGUGCCAUGUGAUUUCAUUCUGAUAGAUGCCCCAGAAAAUCCCGAUACUCCCAUCAUCUUGGGGAGACCUUUCCUGGCUACAACUAGAGCACUAAUUGAUGCAAGGAAGGGAACAAUGAUUUUUGACUUUGGAGAGGAAAAUGUAGAAUUCAAUGUCAUUAAUGAGCCAAAGUCCACUGGUGUUGAAGAUUGCUCUAUGGUUAAUAGCAAGCCCCUUGACAUGGUAUUGGAGCAUGAAAUGUGGAAAAACUUUUUUGGGCAUGGAUUCACUAUCGAUGAUCUACCUGAUUGA